AUGCGGUCUCAGAUCUUAGAAACUAUUGCUGCUCUGGAUGCAAUUAAUCCUGAGGCAUUUGGCGGAACCGAAGUGGAACGCCUACAAGUGCGCGCUGCAGCACGUCGACUGCUCGCCCGAUUGGAAACACCCUAUGAGCGCGCCUGGGGCUUCUGCUUCGAACAUCCGGUUGUCUUUGCCGCUCUGCAGAUAUGCAUCAACGUGGGCCUUUGGAAAUCUUGGACAAGCGCUGGAGGGGGUGAGAAGUCUAUCCACGAGUUGGUAGAAUUCACUACUCCCACCGUUGAUACAAACCUGUUGCGACGGCUCUUCCGCUUGCUAGCAGCUUUCAACGUGGUUGAGGAAUCAGCGGAAGACACAUUCAAACCGACUGCGUUCUCGUACGCUAUCGGCGACGAGAGCACCAAGGUCCGCGCCUCUCUUCAAGCAGCGUAA
This is a messenger RNA of Aspergillus oryzae RIB40, 435 nucleotides long. RefSeq lists its product as uncharacterized. Bases 1 to 435 code for a protein of 144 amino acids. Gene Ontology annotation, molecular function: methyltransferase activity. The transcript is spliced from 2 exons. The record is from RefSeq and is a predicted model, not a curated record. NCBI's taxonomy places the organism in Eukaryota, Fungi, Ascomycota, Eurotiomycetes, Eurotiales, Aspergillaceae.